AUGGAGCGGAUAGCGGAGUACGAGCGCGGCCAGCGGUCGGAUGGAGACAAGCCGAUUCGCAACUUCCUGGACGACCCGAGACGCUCCGGUCCCGUGCCGGACUCCGACCGUAAAGAAGGCAGCCGGAGACACGUGCGAAACUGGGGGGGGCUGGACUUUGACAACGUGAAGACGGGAGGAGAGAUGGAGAGAGAGUGGACUAGCCGGAGGCCGGGUCCGAAAGGUUCCAUGGACAUGACCAUGUCCAUGACGGGCCGGGAGCGAGCGGAGUACCUGCGCUGGAAGAAGGAGCGCGAACAGAUUGACGAGGAGAGGCUAGCACGCCAUCGUAACGCCACGGGACAGUGGAGGCGAGAGUGGGACGCGCAGAAGACGGACGGCAU
Messenger RNA from Oryzias melastigma (Indian medaka), 383 nucleotides. Its product is annotated as coiled-coil domain-containing protein 9. The record is from RefSeq and is a predicted model, not a curated record. NCBI's taxonomy places the organism in Eukaryota, Metazoa, Chordata, Actinopteri, Beloniformes, Adrianichthyidae.